Messenger RNA from Amphibalanus amphitrite, 3845 nucleotides. Its product is annotated as delta-1-pyrroline-5-carboxylate synthase-like. Gene Ontology annotation, cellular component: cytoplasm; mitochondrion. Gene Ontology annotation, molecular function: kinase activity; glutamate-5-semialdehyde dehydrogenase (NADP+) activity; ATP binding. Lineage: Eukaryota; Metazoa; Arthropoda; Thecostraca; Balanomorpha; Balanidae. The record is from RefSeq and is a predicted model, not a curated record. Bases 623 to 3184 code for a protein of 853 amino acids. The transcript is spliced from 11 exons.
GUUCGUCUUACGGAGGAAAGAGACGAUAGGAAAGCCGAUAAAGGCUCCUGUGGAAAACUACUGCCGCGCGCUGGUAGACGCUCGCCGGUAAGGAUGGAAAACUACCGGCGAAGAACCCGCCAGGCGGCCAGCGUGCCCCGAGGGAGCGGCCGGCGCGGUGACUACCUGGGCACCGGCUCGACGCGGCCACUGCUGCCCGCGCUCCGCUACCGUGAACAGCCGCUCCGCCACCACUCUGAUGCCUGGACUCCUGCGAGUGGGCAGCGCUAGCCUGACUCCCGGCCUGUUCUCGCUGGGCCGACGACAGGACAACUUCGACCUCGGAUAGGCGUCCGCUGCCGAGCGCCGGAUCGGCCCCAACAGACCAGACAGGUGCAACAGCAGGGUGGAGCCCCCGAGGAGGAGACGCCAGCGCCGCAGAGUCCCCGUCAGCCGCCGCCCGACUCCCGUCGACCCGACCCGCCGACACCGACGAGCCGUCUGAGCUCGCCGUCGGCCGACUUGCAUCAGCUGCGCCCCGCCGAGAGCGGCGCGCGCGCCGGUCCACCCCGAGCAGCGCCGGUCGGCCUCAGGAGCGCGGCAUUCGAGCUCGGCACGCCGCGCAGGCAACAUCGGCCCAGCCAUGUCCUCGUCAGCCCGCCUCCGCAGCCUCAGUCCCUCGGCGGGCCUGCUGAGUCGGAUCGGCCAGCCGGCGCCCGCUGUCGGUAACCCGCUGCUGGCACAGACUCAGACCAGCCGGACGGCAGUGCUGCGGGCCGCCGCCGCCCCGACCGCCGCCCCGACCGCCUACCUGCUGCGGGCGCAACCCCGCAUCGGCUCUGGCGCCCGACUCUUCUCCACGGCGUCAUGGAAAAAGGGCUAUGGUGUCAACGGGCGGACCAUGCAGACGGCCGAGACCAACUGGUCUCCGUUCAAGGACCGCAGUCAGCUCAAGACCUCGCGCCGUAUCGUCAUUAAGAUGGGCUCGGCCGUCAUCACGCGCGAGGACGAGUGUGGCCUCGCGCUCGGCCGCCUGGCCUCCAUCGUCGAGCAGGUGGCUGAACUGCAGAACCAGGGCCGCGAGUGUCUGAUGGUGACCUCCGGCUCGGUGGCCUUCGGCAAGCAGAAACUCACCGAGGAGCUGGUGAUGUCGCUCAGCAUGAGGGAGACCCUGUCCAAGAACAACGGCAUCCGGGCCAAGAAGAGCGGCGUCUACACUCUGGAGCCCCGAGCGGCAGCCGCCGUCGGCCAGUCGGGCCUGAUGUCGCUCUAUGACGCCAUGUUCGCCCAGUACGGCGUCAGAAUAGCCCAGAUUCUCAUCACCACCGCCGACUUCUACUCUGACGAAAUCAAACAGAACCUGUUCGAGACUAUGCAGGAGCUGAUCUCCCUCAACAUCGUGCCCAUCAUCAACACAAACGACGCCGUGUCGCCCCCGCCGCAGAUCGACGAGGACCUGGCCGGCGGCCUCGGAAAGCCGGUCAAGCCACCGACCCGACCAGUGAUCAGCAUCAAGGACAACGACAGCCUGGCGGCGCGGCUGGCCGCCCAGCUGCACGCCGACCUGCUGAUCCUGAUGACGGACGUGGACGGCCUGUACAACCGGCCGCCCGACCAGGACGGCGCCCGGCUCAUCGACACAUUCGUGCCCAGCUCGCACGACGAGAUCCAGUUCGGCGGCAAGUCGCGCGUCGGCACCGGCGGCAUGGACUCGAAGUCGAAGGCGGCCGUCUGGGCGCUGGACCACGGCGUCUCGGUGGUCAUCUGCAACGGCCUCAAGGACAACGCCAUCAAGGACAUCGUGGCCGGCAGGAGGGUCGGCACCUUCAUCGCCAAGACGAACCCCGGCGGCAUGGCCGUGGAGGUACUCGCCAAGGGAGCCCGCCGCGGUAGCCGGGUGCUGCAGUCCCUCAGCUGGCAGGAGCGGGCCAACGUCAUCAACACGCUCGCCUCGCUGCUCGAGUCGCGCUGCGCAGACAUCAUCGCCGCCAACGAGGUGGACCUGAAGAAGGCCAAGGCCGAGAACCUCAGCGAGGCGAUGCAGGCGCGUCUGAAGCUGACGCCGGCCAAGCUGGCCGACCUGGCCACGGGGCUGCGCCAGAUCGCCGCCGACGGGCGCCGCCAGCUGGGCCGCGUGCUGCGCCGCACGCAGCUGGCCUCUGGCAUGGAGCUGCGCCAGGUCACCGUGCCGCUCGGCGUGCUGCUAGUCAUCUUCGAGUCGCGGCCCGACUGCCUGCCCCAGGUGGCGUCCCUGGCCAUCAGCACCGGCAACGGGCUGCUGCUGAAGGGCGGACGCGAGGCCAAGCACAGCAACGAGUACCUGAUGUCGCUGGUCAAGGAGGCGCUCUCGACCGUCGGAGCCACUAGCGCCGUCGGCCUGGUGAGCGGGCGCGAGGAGAUCUCGGACCUGCUGCAGCUGGACGACUGCGUCGACCUGGUGAUCCCGCGCGGCAGCGGCGAGCUGGUGCGCCACAUCCAGGACCAGAGCAGGCACAUCCCCGUGCUGGGACACAGUGAGGGCGUCUGCCACGUCUACAUUGACAAGAACGCCGACAUGAACAAGGCCCUGGAAAUCGUUAAGGACAGCAAGUGCGACUACCCGGCCGCCUGCAACGCCAUGGAGACCCUGCUGCUGCACAAGGACCUGAUGGAGGUGCCCAACCUCUUCAACAACGUCUGCCAGCUGCUGAAGGACAACGGCGUGCGGCUGUACGCCGGUCCGCGUCUGCACAAGCAGCUCACCUUCGGGCCGCCGCCAGCGCCCUCUAUGCGGACAGAGUACGGCGACCUCGCCUGCUGCAUCGAGAUCGUCGACGACGUGGACGCUGCCAUCGAGCACAUCCACGAGUUCGGCUCGGCGCACACGGACUCGAUCGUCACAGAGGACGCCGCCUCCGCCGAGAAGUUCCUGAACGCCGUCGACAGCGCCUGCGUCUUCCACAACGCCAGCACCAGGUUCGCUGACGGCUACCGGUUCGGGCUGGGCGCCGAGGUGGGCAUCAGCACGGGCCGGAUCCACGCGCGCGGGCCCGUCGGCGUGGAGGGUCUGCUCACCACCAAGUGGGUGCUGCACGGCUCCGGAGACACGGUGGAGCACUUCAAGACCGGCGAGAAGGUGUACGUGCACGAGCAGCUGGCCAUCGAGGACGGCGGCGCUCAGAGCCCCGCGCAGAACGGCGAGAAGCUGGAGUCUGUGCUGGAAUGACUGCACCGGGAGGCGAGCCGCGCACUGCUGUCUGUGGCGGCGCUCGGCAGGUGGCACAGAUGACCACCGCCGGCUGCUGCGUCGCCGCUCCUUGACGCGGCAAUGCAGUUUGUGAACUGUUCAUUGGAUGGGGCCAACUUAUGUGUAUGGAUCCAAAGUUCAAACUGUCCGCGCCGCGUAACUGAUGGACGGCGCAGGGUCGGCGCACAGAGCUGAAAGUCGUAUAAAUACAAGUGCCUUUGCUCUUGGGUGAUGUUGCUUAUUCUAUCGGCUCUGAAUGGCAGAUGUUGAUCAGUAAGCGCCGUGCUUUAUCACUUCUGGCAGUGUGUGGUAAAAUGUGUUUUCCUACCGUAUCCGCUUCAUCUGUACGGAGGAGGCUGUGGUGUUAGGAGACAAGUGGUGCUGGGACUUCGAGAUGACGUCACCAGUGGCUUUCCCGCACGUCUUAAACGGAGCACAAGGUGGCUGGUCUGGUGCAGUGCACAUCACCACAGGACCAAGUGUGUGUCCAUUGUCCAAUGUCCAACUACUCUAGUGGCGAUUCGUGCUCUUGUUUCAAUGCUUAGUUUAGUAAGGAGAGUGGUCGCGCUCACGAGCCAUGCAGACUGGGGAGUGCUGGAUCGUGUUUUGUACUGGUAAUAAAUAUUGUGAUGUCACCGUU